AGUCCUGGGUGUGAAACAGAUUCUUUCCGUUUCACCAUUCCGUCACCGAAAGUAUCACUUCCGUUUCUGGAUAGGCCAAGUUAUCAUGAUGAUGAGGCUAAGGCCCCUAGCCCGGGCUCUUACAGCUCCCAACUUACUGAAACACUCAGUUCGAUGCAGUUCUGCAGUGGCCACACAACCUGAGAAAAUUGAAGUUUUUAUUGAUGAUAAACCUGUCUACGUGUACCCCGGCACAACAGUUUUACAGGCGUGUGCUGAAGCUGGAGUCCAGAUUCCACGUUAUUGUUACCAUGAGCGAUUGUCCAUCGCUGGCAACUGCAGAAUGUGUCUGGUGGAGGUGGAGAAAUCCGCUAAGCCUGUGGCUUCCUGCGCUAUGCCAGUAAUGAAAGGCAUGAGAGUGAAGACAGACUCGGACUUGUCCAAAAAAGCCCGGGAGGGAGUGAUGGAGUUUUUAUUGGUGAAUCAUCCCCUGGAUUGUCCUAUCUGUGAUCAGGGAGGUGAAUGUGACUUACAGGAUCAGUCCAUGGUAUUUGGAAGUGACAGAAGUCGAUUCACUGACAUCAACUUUGCUGGGAAAAGGGCGGUGGAAGAUAAAAAUAUUGGUCCUUUGGUGAAAACAAUAAUGACGAGAUGCAUUCACUGCACCCGAUGUAUCAGAUUUGCUAGUGAAGUAGCUGGUGUUGAUGAUCUUGGUACGACAGGAAGAGGAAGUGAUAUGCAGGUUGGAACCUACGUGGAAAAACUAUUCCGCUCAGAGCUGUCUGGAAACGUCAUAGAUCUGUGUCCGGUCGGAGCACUGACCUCUAAACCAUAUGCUUUCACGGCACGACCCUGGGAAACAAGGAAAAUCGAGAGCGUGGAUGUGAUGGAUGCUGUCGGGAGCAAUAUCGUGGUCAGCACGAGGUCAGGGGAGGUCAUGCGUAUCCUUCCCCGAAUGAAUGAGGAGAUCAAUGAGGAGUGGAUCUCGGAUAAGACGAGGUUUGCUUACGAUGGUCUGAAGCGACAGCGACUGACGUUCCCCUACGUCAAGGACCAGUCGGGGAAUCUCAAACAGACGAAUUGGGAGGAUGCGCUGAUCACUGCUUCAUCAAUGAUUCAUAAUUACGAAGGUGAUCAGAUCGCUGGUCUGGUGGGAGGACUUGUAGACGCUGAGUCUCUCAUUGCCCUGAAGGAUCUGCUUAACAAGCUCGGGAGCGAGUCAUUGUGUAGUGAAGAAAUCUUCCCCAUGGAUGGGGCCGGGACUGACCUUCGCUCCAACUAUCUGUUGAACACUGGGAUAGCUGCAGUAGAGGAGGCGGACCUUGUUCUAUUUAUAGGAACCAAUCCGAGACUGGAGGCCCCGCUUCUGAACACAAGGGUCAGGAAAAGUUGGAUUUACAAUGACCUUCAAGUUGCCCUCGUAGGGUCAAAGGUAGACUUGACUUACGAAUAUGAUUACCUAGGAGACUCCACUGAUGUUCUGAAGAAAAUAGCUGAUGGAUCUCACCCCUUCUGUAAGACUCUGAACAAAGCGCGGCGCCCAAUGGUGGUGGUGGGAAGCUCCACUCUACAGAGGACGGACUCCGCAGCCCUUCAUGCGGCGGUGUCCACGAUCGCUCAGACAGCUAGGGUACAGUCCGAGUGUGGAGAUUCGUGGCGAGUCCUAAACAUCCUCCACAGGGUAGCCAGUCAGGUGGCUGCUCUAGAUCUGGGUUAUAAGGCAGGUGUGGACUACAUCAGGAAGAACCCUCCCAAAGUUCUCUUCCUCUUGGGGGCUGACGAGGGCGUCCUUACCCGAGAAGACCUCCCCAAGGACUGCUUCAUCAUCUACCAAGGUCACCAUGGAGACAAAGGAGCCACCAUGGCUGACGUUGUUUUCCCCGGAGCAGCUUACACAGAAAAAGAUGCGACAUAUGUCAACACGGAGGGCCGUGCCCAGCAGACCAGACUCGCUGUGUCGCCCCCGGGCAUGGCGAGGGAAGACUGGAAGAUCAUCCGAGCUCUGUCUGAGGUCCUGGACCAUCCCCUGCCAUACGACACUCUGAAUGAGGUCCGCAGCCGUCUGGAAGAUGUGGCGCCGAGUCUCGCUCGAUACGGAGAGGCAGAGGAGGCUAAUUAUUUUAAACAGGCAAACGAACUAGCUAAGACAGUGAAAGGUCAACUAGGUUCACAACCUUUGACACCGCCUCUACAAAAGCUAGAAGAUUUCUACAUGACAGACUCGAUCAGUCGCGCAUCACAGACCAUGGCCAAAUGUGUGCAGGCCGUGAAAGAGGCGGACAAAAAUCCGUACAUGCAGUGACUGUAGGGAGUGUGUUACCGGCUCCCCCAGGGAGAGGGACAGUCAACGGAGUAUUACCAGUGGAAAUGACACUGAGAUAAAGAGAACCUUUUUUUUUGUUAUGUGUUACUCAUCAUUGUAAAUAAAAAGAUAUUUAAGGAGUGGAA
Ostrea edulis (European flat oyster) is the source of this 2427-nucleotide messenger RNA. RefSeq names its product NADH-ubiquinone oxidoreductase 75 kDa subunit, mitochondrial-like. Lineage: Eukaryota; Metazoa; Mollusca; Bivalvia; Ostreida; Ostreidae. The transcript has 20 exons. Gene Ontology annotation, cellular component: membrane. The coding region runs from base 86 to 2281 and encodes 731 amino acids. The record is from RefSeq and is a predicted model, not a curated record. Gene Ontology annotation, biological process: ATP synthesis coupled electron transport. Gene Ontology annotation, molecular function: iron-sulfur cluster binding; NADH dehydrogenase (ubiquinone) activity.